UCCAGGACCAGCAACCACGAUGUCAAGCUCAAGUGACGACGAUGUCCGUGGAGUGGAAUCCGCCAUUAUCGAAAUGUUACGAGCCAGCAUGCCUGACAUGAGAUUCCUGAUUGUCACGGAACCCAUCUACCACGAGUACCUUGAUCUGCAAGACCUACCCAUUCCGUCCAGUAGAUGGGAUCUCAUGUUUGUACUGGACUGGAACGGAUGGCCCUGGACACUGGAUGACGUCAUUGAUCAGAUUCUGGGCGAGUCGGCUAGCGCAUUAAAGCUCUGGGAAUAUGCAAUUGAUCUUUGGGGGUCUGUGAUCAGGUUUGUCUCGGCGAAAUCCCUUAUGUAUCAAGGGUAUCGAGCUCCAUUGCUGAGCUCCAUUGAUGGCGAUUUCGAUGUGUACCCGUAUGCGGACCCGGAUGAUCUUGCGGCGUUGGAUAACUUUUGGCCUGAUGGAGACGAGGAGGACGAGGGCUCGCCUAGUAAUGAGGCCGAGGGAAAGCAAUCUAGUCAUGAUAGUGAUGAGCCUGAUUAUACUGAUGAUAAGCUUUGCUUCGAUGUUGCUAGGCUUUGCGUGACCGAUGACGACGACUAUUGAUGGGAGGAAAACCAGAGACUUAUUGGUUCUGUUUCGAAUCAGCGAAUCUCAACCUUUGAGUCCUUGUCAGUUACUGCCACAGCAUGGUCCACUGGACUGAUUGUUUGUGAGGCCAGAGUGGGUGUGGUAGUCGAAAAUUGGAAUAUUUCACUCAAUGCGUCGUGAGAUGGCGAGAAAAUUUACACAGCGUGUAGGCCGAAUAUCUUAUCUACUUCACCAUCCUCCACACUACGAACACCAUCACCUCCAACCUCAUCCUUCCCUCCUUGAUCUCCCUCCCUCCGUCUCUCCAAUUCCCGCUGAAAAGCCACACUGAAAGUAUACUCAUCCGCAUCCCAAACAAGAGGCCUACUCCCCUUGCCGCCCAUAUUCCUCGUCCCAAGCAAUUCCAUCUCCUCUUUCUCCUCCUCACUCAACAACCCAACCCGCUCCUCCCACGCCCUCUCUAACCCUCGUCCACUAAGCCCCAAAACCUCUCAUCAAUCUUCAACCAA
This is a messenger RNA of Aspergillus aculeatus ATCC 16872, 1083 nucleotides long. RefSeq lists its product as uncharacterized. The transcript is spliced from 3 exons. The coding region runs from base 20 to 589 and encodes 189 amino acids. Lineage: Eukaryota; Fungi; Ascomycota; Eurotiomycetes; Eurotiales; Aspergillaceae. The record is from RefSeq and is a predicted model, not a curated record.